This is a messenger RNA of Homarus americanus (American lobster), 3384 nucleotides long. Its product is annotated as gamma-aminobutyric acid receptor subunit beta-like. Gene Ontology annotation, biological process: nervous system process; monoatomic ion transmembrane transport; signal transduction. Bases 191 to 1636 code for a protein of 481 amino acids. Gene Ontology annotation, cellular component: GABA-A receptor complex; synapse; membrane. The transcript has 9 exons. The record is from RefSeq and is a predicted model, not a curated record. Gene Ontology annotation, molecular function: GABA-A receptor activity; extracellular ligand-gated monoatomic ion channel activity; neurotransmitter receptor activity. NCBI's taxonomy places the organism in Eukaryota, Metazoa, Arthropoda, Malacostraca, Decapoda, Nephropidae.
AAGGGCUUCACAACGAGUGGGGUUCCCUUGACGAGUGGAGGUGUGCGCCUCGUCCGUGACGUUCGGGAUACUUUGCUUGGAAUUUUGGAAGAUGCUGAUGUGAUUCCGAGGUAGAGCCAACGGGGAUAUGUAAGGCUACCACCUCAAGUGUGAGCUGACAGCGAGCUAUGGACAGUCUCGCCUGCCAGCCAUGAGAUCGCGUGCUGCUCGUCGUGUCUCGCUGUGGCUGUGGAGCGCCGCAGCAGUCCUCGCUCUGUGGGCACCGCGAGGAUGCGCUGCCGGGCGUACGAGCGAGCACCUGGACAACGUGACGCAGACCAUCGAGAUGCUGUUGGAUGGCUACGAUAUAAGACUUAGACCAAACUUCGGAGGUGAACCAUGUUACAUCGGUAUGGACAUCACCAUCGCCUCGUUCGAUUCCAUCUCGGAGGUGAAUAUGGACUACACCAUCACCAUGUACCUUAACCAAUACUGGAAGGAUGAAAGACUCGCCUUCAGUUCCAGCGACGAGCUCCUCACCCUUCCAGGAGACUUCGCCGAAAAGAUCUGGGUUCCUGAUACCUUCUUCGCCAACGACAAGAGCAGUUACCUGCACGACGUUACGGAGAAGAACAAGUUAGUGAGGCUGCAUGGUGACGGAUCUAUAACUUACGGGAUGCGGUUCACCACAACACUCGCCUGUAUGAUGGACCUUCACUACUACCCUCUCGACAGCCAGAACUGCACCGUCGAAAUUGAAAGCUAUGGGUACACGGUGACGGACGUAGUGAUGUACUGGAAGGACGUCCCUGUAGUAGGCGUGGAGGAGGCUGAGUUACCCCAGUUCACCAUUAUGGGUUACGAGGCCAACGACCGCACCGAAGAGCUGGCCACGGGGGUCUACCGUCGCCUCUCCAUCAGUUUCAACCUCCAGCGUAACAUUGGCUACUUCGUGUUCCAGACGUACUUACCCAGCAUCUUGAUUGUGAUGCUGUCUUGGGUGUCUUUCUGGAUCAACCACGAAGCUACGUCCGCCCGUGUGGCUCUGGGCAUCACCACCGUGCUCACCAUGACCACCAUCAGUACUGGAGUGAGGUCGUCAUUGCCAAGGAUCUCUUACGUUAAGGCUAUCGACAUCUACCUCGUUAUGUGCUUCGUGUUCGUGUUCGCUGCGCUGCUGGAGUACGCGGCCGUCAACUACACCUACUGGGGACAACGUGCUAAGAAGAAGGCCAAGAAGAUGAAGGAAAGCAAUGGUCAACAAAACAAGCAGUCGCCAUCCAUUAAGGCAGAUGGCAUCGCGGCGAACGAGGAAAUUAUCGAGUUACAGGAUAUCCGCAUGUCACCUAUCCCGUCAAUUAGGCAACGACACAACUCCAAGUUCUUCUCGAGUGAAGGAUCCCUACAAGAUCUCAAGUUCCCACCGUCUUUCCGCAUCAACAGGAACUACUCCUUCCCCACCCGCUCCAGUAUCCACGCUCCCCGGGCCCCCAACAGGAAGCGCGUCAUCUCCACCCUCAAAAAGGGGGCCUCGGCCAUCAAGGGCGCCAUCCCCACCAUCAAAGAUGUUAACAUUAUCGACAAGUAUUCCAGAUUGAUCUUUCCACUCUCCUUCGUCUUCUUCAACACAGUGUACUGGUGCUUCUAUGUGCUCUAGAGUCCACGCGGGGUGUGGUGGCCAAUGGGGAACGCUGAUGCUUGGUGGUUGUGUAUGCUUGGGUACGCCUCACCCUUUUUAACCUGUGUCACAUUUUAUGCCGGCGACUGGAGACUUGCCAUCGUUACCCCUGCUGGUGAAGCUGCCACUCGGAGACCUCCCUUCCCCCACCCCCUUACUUUACUCCAGCGUAAUACGGCGAGAACAGUUGGGAACCAUCCCUCUCCAGUGUAAGUUUCAUUGCCUUCUGGCCUGAACUCAUUUUUGCCAGGAACAAUUGUGAUAUGACUGAUGGAUGCCAAGAAAGGGGCAUUUCAGAGAUUCUCAGUGCUUGAUACCUUCAUAACGAGGAUUCGCCAGGUGGUGUCAGUAGUAAUCGUGUGGGGACUCGGAAAACGAUGACUUCUCAGUUGUAUGGUGUCACGUUCUUUGCGUCAUGAAGACACAUAAGAGCUCAAAAACUACUCUACUUCUGAUCUUGCCGAUAAUAAAGACAGGAACACCUUGUCAUCAGGUCAAGAUUAAGACGCCUCACUACCCACGACCACUGCUUGACACCGACCCUGUACCAGUGUAAGAUUUUAACCCAAUGUGACUACAAUCAUCAGCUGCCCAGAACUCGCUGUACAUGACAAGCUUUGGAUACCUUUUUUGUUGAAUAUUCUCGUGACAAUAACUCAUGACUCUCAGCUGUAGGGAAGUGAAAAAUGAGGUAAUAAGAUUUUUUUUGCUUUUUAUCGCGUGUGUUGUGGGGUAUUUCAAGCAAAGUUUUUGUUUACAUCAAAAUCUCGUAUGGCUGGACUGGGAGCGUCUCAUUGGUUGAUAGGUUUAAUGACGUAACAAUAUAAGGACAUUGGAGUUACCAUGUUUUCAUUGUUUGUAGCUCGUGCCUGUGACUCUGUCCCACUACAACAUUAGACAACUUUGUACAGUCUCGUGGGACGCCAAGCUAAUGGAAGUGACACUGUGAAUUCAAGACCAUCAUCUGUCGUACAUUUUUAUAAGAAAUUAGUGAAGACAUCGACAAUAUCACUUAGACUUUAUCAGUAGUGGGCAUAAAAUACGCUUGAAAUGAAUUGUUUGAUAUACAAAUUAAAUUAAAUGAGUUAGGUGACGUUUUCUUCUCUGUUGACAUGAAGCUCAGACGUCACCAUUUCCUCCCACUUAUUGGUAAACUAAACCGAUAUUUAUAGCAUUGUGAGUAUUUGUAUAAUAUUGUCAAUAUUUUAUAGCCUGAUAUACAUAUAUAUAUACUGUAUAUAUAUAUAUAUAUAUAUAUAUAUAUAUAUAUAUAUAUAUAUAUAUAUAUAUAUAUAUAUAUAUAUAUAUAUAUAUACAUAGUUGUUCUUCGUUUUGGUACUUUCUGAAGCCCCUGGGAGCGGUAUGGUGAGGGCGCUCCUCGACCACAGGCAGACUUUUACUCUCCACAACUCUGGGAUACUUACACCCAGUAAAAGUCCUCUUGGUUUAGGCUAGUCAUACCUCGAUUCAACUUCCCACAAGAGCUACCAUGUUGGAAGUGUACCACGAACGGGACUGCCAACCCAAUGAUAUGGUUAAGACCAAAAACUUCCAGACUUGACGUAUCUAGCCAAACUUACUCUAACCAACCUCCCAAAGGCAGCUCUCGUUAGGUUUGGUUUGGUGUUAUCGUGUCGUCUGCUUUCAAAACAAAAAAUAAUAAUUACAUAAAUGGCUUAGGCCUUAAGGGUCCUGUUGGUGGUAAUUUCUCAACAAUAUCCACAUUG